AGGCCCCACUCACAACCGCCAGCAGUCCACCCCCCGAGGCAACCCAAGCACCUCCAGAGGGUGGCAACGACCCCCCAGUGCCAGACACCCCCAGUGAACCCACCUCCAGGGAACGUCCAGAUACUCCAAACUCAGACCCUCCACCCCCUCACCCACAUCAUCCCACAGGACAAUAUCAAUGGUCCCCCGUCAUCGCUUUGUGAUGGAACUGAUCAAAGGAGCCCAGAGAGAUUGAUUAGACGUGGAAGCAGAGACUAUAUCAAGUGUAAUAUGAUCUAACAAAAGAUUUCUAAACUGGUUGAUGAAAAGAGUAUCUCUAUUUUCCAAUUCAAGAGGAUACUGCAUAUGGCAGUCAGAACCACGUGAGCCAAAGACAUCGUCCAGGUUUCCCAGUAAACAAACAGAGGGGGCGGUUGGGAUAUGAUAUUUCAGACACUUUGACAGGUCUUCACAUACUCUACCCCAAAAUUCCUGGACAGGUGGACAGGACCACAGUGUGUGAAUGUAAUUGUCAGGAAUGUUGUUUGUGCAGUGUGUACAUGUGUCAGACGACACAAACCCCAUCUUGAACAUCCGAUGACCUGUAUAGUGUACUCUGUGUAGAAUUUUGUACUGAAUUAAUUGUAAAUUGGAGUGUCUGAUCAUUUUAAAAGUUUUUAAACAAGUUUGGGACCAGAAGUUUUGGUCAAAGCUGACUGAUAGCUCCACCUCCCAUUUUUCCAUAGGGAUUGCUGUUUUGUCGUCUAUAUUGGACAGUGGCUAAUAUACUUUAGACAGUAGUUUGGGGGGUUUGAGAUUAUAGAAGUCUAAUACCCUUGGUGGUGUUUGUAAUUCUAUUUGAUUGAGUUUAAAUUUUUGUUUGACUACAGAUUUAAUUUGGUGAUAUUCUGAAAAGCUAUUCAUAUCUGUUCCAAAUUGGGAGACUAUUCUAUUAAAUGGGAUGAAGUCCAAUCCUUCAUAUAUGUGUUCCAGGUAUAGGAUUCCUUUAUUUUUCCAGUCCGGAAGGUUCAUCAUUUUAUUAUUUUGCAAAAUAUCAGGAUUAUUCAAGAUAGGUGUGUGUCUGCAUGACAUUAGUGAAGACUCUGUCAUUUUUAGAUACUCCCACCUUGCUGUCAGAGAGGUGCUGAUACUAAUACUUUUGAAGCCUGCAUGUUUUCUUAUGCCUGCGCUAAUAAAUGGUAAGUCUGAAAGCUCUAUCUUAUUGCAAAGUGUCUGUUCUACGUCUAACCAGGACUCAUAUAGUGGAUUAUCUUGCAACCAUCUUGGUAUAUAUUGCAGCCUGUUGGCUAAGAAAUAAUAAUAAAAAUUGGGUAGAUCCAGUCCUUCUUUGCCUUUGGUCUUCUGAAGCGUUUUUAAGCUAAUUUGUGGAGGUUUAUCCUGCCAAAGGAAUUUGGUAAUUAAGGAGUCCAGAGAUCUGAACCAGUCAGCUGGUGGUUUGUAUGAGAUCAUUGAAAAUAAGUAAUUUAUUCUGGGUAAGACCAUCAUUUUAAUUGUAGCAACUCUCCCCAUGAGUGAUAUCGGUAAGGAUUUCCAUCUUGCAAGAUCAUCUUCCACUUUCUUUAAAAGUGGGAUGUAGUUUAGUUUGGUUAGAUCUGCCAACUUGGGAGAGACAAUAAUUCCCAGGUAUGUGAUAUUCCCUGACUCCAAUUGUGUAUUAAGUAAAUUGACAAAAGAGAAAUUAAUUGGUAUAACUGUGGAUUUUAACCAGUUUAUAGAGUAAUCUGAAACUUUUGAAAAAGAGUUUAUCAGUUCUAUUGAAUGGGAGAGAGAGGAUAGAGAAUUCCGGAGAAAGAGUAAAGCAUCAUCUGCAUAAAGACUGAUCUUAUGUUCUAUUUUAUUACACUUUAUCCCUUUAAUACCUGUUGUUUGCCUAAUUGCUGCUGCUAGUGGUUUGAUAAAGUUAGCAAACAGUGAGGGGGAGAGUGGGCAUCCCUGCCUGGUCCCCCUCUGAAGACAGAAGCUAGCUGAUAUUUGGUCGUUUGUCCUGUCUAAUUGGUGAACUGUAAAAUGUUUGUAGCCAGUUUAUGAAGAAGUUCCCAAAACCAAAUUUAUGUAAAUUUGCAAAUAAAAACUUCCAGUUAACUCUAUCAAAAGCCUUUUCUGCAUCUAGAGAUAAUACACUAGUUUCUAUGUUUCUACUGUAAGAGAAAUCUAUCAAAUUAAGUAAUCUACGGGAGUUUGUGGAUGUCUGUCUACCCUUGAUGAAACCAGUUUGGUCAGGGUGUAUUAUGAAGGGGUUUACCUUCUCUAAUCUUUUUGCCAGGGCUUUACAAAUUAUUUUGAGAUCAACAUUAAUAAGGGAAAUUGGGCGAUAGCUGGUAGGAAAUGCAGGGUCUUUGCCUGGUUUUAACAAGAGACUAAUAUUGGCUGAAUUCAUGUUUGGCUGUAAUCUGCCACUCUCUUUGAUUUCCCUCAUCAUUCUGAAAAAUAUUGGAGCCAGAAUGAUCCAGAAUUCUUUGUAGAACUCUGCUGGAAACCCGUGUAGACCUGGAGCUUUCCUAUUAGUCGUGGAUUUAAGGGCUUUCUGGAGCUCAGCUAAUGUUAGUGGUGAGUACAGGACUGUAACUUGGCUGUCUGAUAAUUUAGGAAGCGUUGUCCUGUCAAGGAACUCAUUGAUCUUGUUAUCUGAUGGGUUCAUCUGUGGUGAGUACAAAGUUUGGUAAAAGUGUCUGAAAGUGUUGUUUAUGCUUUCAGGGUCAUAUAUUCCCGGUUGAGUCUUUAACAGCAGAUAUGGUAGUUUUCUCUUCGUUUAUUUUUAAUUGGCUAGCUAAAAAUUUACCUGAUUUAUUACUAUGUUCAAAGUUUUCUAUCCGCAGUCUUUGUACUAAAAAUUGUCUUUUUGUCAAUAAUUCUGUGAAGUUCUAAUUUAGCUUUACGUAAUUUGCCCAGUAACUCUUCUUCUGUGGAUGCCUCUAAAGACUUAAUGAUUUCUUCUAACUCCUGAAUACGUUUGAUUUCUGUUUUUUUCUUAUGUGAUGAGAAAGAGAUUAUUUUACCUCUCAUCACUGCCUUUCCUGCCUCCCAGAGAAUAGAUGCUGAUGUUCCAGGCAGGUCAUUAUGUUCUAAAUAUAAAGCCCACUCCUUUUUAAAAAAAAAUUCAAUAAAACCUCGUCUUUAAGCAGUGAUGUAUUAAACCUCCAGUUUUUGCUUGGUGGGAUUGUCUUCUUAUUUACCAGAGUUAAUGAAACCGGAGCAUGGUCGCUUACAGCUAUGGGGUGUAUCUCAGUGUCUGAAAUGUCAGCCAACAAUGAGCUGCUGACUAGAAAAUAAUCCAAACGUGAAUGAGAGUGAUGGACAUGUGAAAAAAAGUAUACUCUCUACGGUUAGGAUGAAGAGAUCGCCAUGCAUCACAAAGCCCAUAAUCACUCAUGUACUGUUUAACUAUAUUAGUGGAUUGCCAAUUGCGCUGAGUCCCAGCUGUACUGAGCCUGUCUGUUAAAAGAGUUCAUCCAAAAAUUAAUAUUGCCUCCAAGUAUAAGUGGAGGGGGGGGCCUGGUGCCUAUCUCCAGCGGUCAAUGGUCAACCAGACGGGGUACACCCUGGACAGAGAGCCAGUCCAUCGCAGGGCAACACAGAGACACAAAGGACAAACAAUCAUGCACACACACACUCACACCUGACAAUUUGGACAGACCAAUCAACCUAACAGUCAUGUUUUUGGACUGUGGGGAGAAGCCGGAGUACCCGGAGAGAACCCACGCAUGCACAGGGAAAACAUGCUAACUCCAUGCAGAAAGAUCCCAGGCCGGGAAGCGAACCCAGGACCUUCUUGCUACAAGGCAACAGCUCUAACCGGUGAUGAACAGGUGAUCUCAUCAUCUAGGAUAGGGAUUUAGCAGCUGUUUAAUCCUGACAUGCUCAGACCCAGUGAAUUCUGAUAAGAAUAAUAAAUGUCUGACCUGAUGUUGGGCUAAUACAGCCAGUCUGUCACUCCUCGCUCCUUGUAAAGUUUAUUGUCCACAUAAAGCUUAUCCACCGAGAUGACAGCCCUCUUCCCACCCUGGAUAUUUUUUUUUGCGCAGCGGAAAGAGUACGCUGCGCAGAUCCAGAAUUUCCUUAGGGAACUGGUCAUUUACGCUGAAGUCUUUUCCUUUGAGCUGUCUUCCGUGACAAGAUCCUUCUGUUUAAAAUGUUCAAAUUUAGCCACGAUGGGACGAGGUCUUCUGCUGUCCACUCUUUUAGCUCCAAGGCGAUGUACCCGGUGAAAGGUGAUGUUUUUUACCGUUUCUUCAGGUAUCUUCAUUUGGGUCUGGAGAAAGUUUUUUAUUGUAUGCUCGCAGUUCUCCGCCCCUCCCUCCUGCUCCAGCAGGCCUGCGAACACCAAAUUAUUCCUCAUGCUACGGGCAUGAAGGUCCAAAACUGUCUCCUUCAGAAUCUUGUUGUCCUGGGUGAUCCGCGUCAUUCCCUCUUCCAGGGAAGAAACGGACUCCCGCAGAGACGUGUUCUCAGCAGCGAGCUGCUCAACCUGCUCCUGGCUGAACUCCAAAGAUGUUCAGAGGUUCUGAGACUCCUGGUGUAGAACCUCAAGCAGAUGAAGUCGCCCCUCAAAUCCCAGAAGCCGUUUAUCUAUAGAAUCUAAUAAUUCUAAUAUGUCCUUAUGGGGAGAUGAGGCCUCAGGCGCGUCCUGAGGAUGGCUCCUCUUGGUCCUAGGUGUUUCGGUCUCAGCUGCUGAUUUCUUCGGACCCAUAACGAAAAACUCAAAAACUCCGUCAAUAUAGUUUUGUAAACUUUCUAAAUUUUCUCCACUUACCUCCAGGUUGAGUGAGUUAUACGUUCCAGAUUAUUUUUUGCGUUGUCAGUAGAUAAAUUAGACGAAAAUGCAUCUUAUUUGUUUGUGGAUGUUUGUUAACGAGCUGUCAUCAGCUUCAAACGCUGCCGUGUAUCCGGUGAUCGGCCGACAGCGCAUGCUCAGCUCAGCCCCACAGCCACCAUAGCCUAGUAGACUUGAGUUUUGUAACUGUAGACUGAAAUGUGUGUUUUGAGAGUUGUGAUUUGAAACUUGUACAUUGAUUGUUUUCUGCAAGUUACAAAAUGGAAGUUACGCGUUACAAAACAAGAAUUACAUGCUACAAAACAAAAGUUACAGUUACAAAACAUGUUACAGGUUACAAAGCUUGGUACAAGUUACAUGUAAUAUUGUCCCAAUGCUAGUUCCAUAGUAUUGCACCUUUGCACAACAGAGGGAGGUCAUCAUGAUCACAUGGGGAGUUACUGCUGAGCUCUGGCCAGUAAUUAUAUUGAAAGUGAAAGUGAAUAUGGACAGUAAGCUUUGCUUAUGUUAAGAGAACCAGCAAACUGGAGCAAUGCAGCACUCCCGGAACUCCUCUCCAUUAGAGCUGGAGCUCAGAUCACCAGAGACUGCAUAGGGACAGUGGAGGACAGACACCUUUAGGAGUGGCUUUUAAAAAAACGUAAUGAGUGCGGCUUUGAUCACAAUAAAUAGAAAGUUAUGUCCAAGAUAAGCGGAUGUCAGCAGCAGCACAGAGACUGCCCCAUACCCUCUUUAUGCCGCCAUCGCCCAAUCUCUUGUAAAAAGGACACAAUCAUUUGUUGCGACCACUUAUAAACGACUUAAAGCUCCCUGAUGCCGCCACAGCGUUGCAGCAAAUUGUAAAAACAGCUAUAGAUGCACUUCAACGGUGUACUUUGUAAAUGCACACCUGUCCGUUCUUCUAUUCAAAGCUCAAAUAUAAAAUAAUUUUAAUGGUGGUACCUUCAAAUAUGGGCUGUGGCUAAUUUAAACAUAAAUGAUAGUGAACGAGAAUCAUCCUCAAUAUAAUAUUCUGAUUUGUUUAGAAGCUAGCAGCUAUUCACUACCAGUUUGUCACAAACUCAAAGAUGGACAAAAAUUAUUUUAGAGGGUUAUUCUGAUUUAGUCAUUUGCUUGCAAGACAUGUAUGUGAGUUGUGGUUAUUCGAUUACCUUGCAAGAUAAAAAUUGUCAAGAAUUUUUAUUUAAAGAUGCUUCUAGGGCUGUUUUCUUCUUUCUAUACAAUUACUAUGUAUGGAGCACAAUUAGUGUGCUUGGUUGACUCUCCUGACCUGCAGUCACUGAGCUUACCUGUAUGAACUUACGAAAACCUAGCAAGAAGAGACAUUUCCGUGGCAUGUUUCCUUAGUCUAAUUGUAAAAAUAAACACGUUUCUACCCUUGCAAUAAAGUCACAAGGUCUGUUUGACUCCACAACUUGGACAGCACCUUCAUUGAGAAGCAGGCAGAAGGAUAAUACUAUCUCUAUUUUACCUUAGGAUUCCUCAAUAAAAGUCUUAAUUUAGAUUAUUUAGUGUUUUGACGGCUCGAGGACCAGAAAGAGAUCAGCCGAGGGCUGCUUCUGUCCCAAAUGCCCGGGCGGUCCUAGGGUUUCUAUAGAAAAAUCCCUCCCGGUGUACAGAGUCGGGACAAAAAAACAGUGAACGUGAAGGUGAUUUUCAAAUCCAUGACUUGCCCAGUGACAGCUUGUUGACCACUCUCGAGACCAAAGUCAGCCUCCACCAGUCUUCAAGCACUGCUUCAAAACCUAUGCCUCCCAUUUGCGAUCCACCAGUGAAAAUACACCCAGGGAGUGAGAUGAAAACCCAGGGACGAGAUUAGCAGUAGCAGCAGUGGCUACUUGCAAGAACAUGUGGACCACUGAUUUUUGGAGUUUGGUUUGGAGUUUAAUAAUUGAAGAGUUAACACUGGCACUUUUCUCUCUUUUCAUCGUUGUAGUCAUGGGUAUCCAUUGGCUUUCAAGUUUACUAGUGAUGUUAUCAUGUCCUGCUAAAGCGAGACAUAUAAUGUGGUUUGGCUCUCUGAAAUCUUGGACUGCACAGGGUGCAGCUUCCUUUAAGUUCAUGAACAGCACCGCUAUUGCACCCUCAAAAAAUAAAAAGAGACCAGAAGACAUCUAGUGGCAGACACGGAGCAGCUAAAUCAGGGGUCCUCAAUUGUAAUGGUCCAAGGGCCACUCAAAAAAAAAAAAACAGAGGCAAGAGGUCCGUUUCAGCGCGUGUGCAUCCGUCCCUGACACAGAAGCAUAAACUAGGCUUAAGGCUGCAUGUUUCCCAUGUUCUCUAGCUGAAGCUCUCACAGUAAUUAGCUGUAUUUAGUUCAACAUAACCUGUUAACUUUGUACAGAAAUUCCACAUAGGAGCUUAAAUUACAUCAAAUACAGUUAAAAAACAACAGUUCAGUCAGGCCUUGACAUCAUAUUCACCAAAUUACACAGCUGCUAAGAUGAUUAUAAAGAAAGCAGUUCUGACUGCUCUGAGCAGAUUCUUCGCUUCCAAAGGGAAAAGUUCUCCUCGUUUUCACGUUGCUAACUGAGUCUACAGUGAAACCUUGAUGAGAAAACAAAAAUGGCUUCCACUUUUUAAGGAGAUAUUUAUGUGCCCUGUAAACAUGUUCCUUUUGGGUAGAAGUAACUUUAAAACGGCAACUAAACAAUCAUUAAAAGCAGAAUUUGCCCCAAACUGCUCACCUUUGUGUUAACCCUCUCAGGUUCAAAAUAAUAAUUAUUUUUGAUGAAAACACGAACAACUAAGUACUUCAGGGCUACUUCUGGGUUAAAAAAAUGCUCAUGAAAUACGUAUGUGGCGUAACCAGGUAGGUUUUAACGUUGCAAAUCUCCCAACGCCUGCCUUCAGAGUGUUAAAGGAGUGAAAGGGGAAAAAAUGUUCUGGCAUUCCUGUAGGGGUGAAGGAGAGGCCGGGGUCAACGGCAUCCCUCCUGAGGAGUUAUAGGCUCUUCGUAUCUAUACAGAGAGGAUUUUAGUGCAGCUUGCUUGCUGCCAUUUCAUAAUACAGUUUUUUGACAGCUGACAGGACAGAUGAUUUUAUCUGGUUUUAUUGAGUCAGCAAACUCCUGGGGACAUUCCAGCACAGGAUAAAUGAAAGACAAAUCAUGGGAUAAACCAAAAACCAACUCUAGUAUUCCCUUGUGAAAGGGAGGAGGGGGUUUAUGAAGAAUGCCAUGUGAAAGCAGUUGUGGAUACGAAGUGGUUCCUGCGGUAAAAUGAGCCCUGCCAUCACCGAUGUGCUACUUUAAAGCCCAGAUCCUGACACUGUCUGCCGGUGGUUCUAAUUUGCGAGCAUGUGUUUGAAGUAUGAGAGGAGGAGUCACGAACGAGGAGACGCCUCAUUCUGCCGUCCGCUCCGUGACUGGCUGCUCUGACGUUAAAGGGGCCGGGCUGAGGGUUAAGAAGGUUGGAGGGGGUGAGCAAGAAGGAGGCAAGGGUGGGAUCUGGUUGGGGUUUUCAUGUACACACACACACACACACCUCUGAAACACUCUCCCAUGUACUCAGACAUCACUGGAACCUCUCACUGACUUAGCCCUGAUAUGGGAUGUGCUGACAUCUCUGGUGCAGACGGCUGGCUGCUCGUGUCCUGGUCUCAGAACUCACUGGAUCUUUUAUGGAUAUGGGCCCAAGAGGCUGGAAAGGAAUCUAGGGCUGGAUAGAGUGGUGAUGGGAUCUUUAUCCUGCUUACCUUUGUAGAGUCAGCCUACCUAGAGUAAAAAGAGAGUCCAGUGAGCCUGAUGAGUGCAGCAGGGCCAGCAACUGGCUUCCAGCGUCACCAACGGGACUUCGUGAUGGAGCAGAAGGUCAGCAAGCUAACCUCUGGCUUUCAGCGCAGCUCCACAUCGGAUGAUGACUCAGGCUGCGUGCUGGAAGAGUACGCCUGGGUACCGCCCGGCCUACGACCUGAACAGGUCCAGCUGUAUUUCUCUUGCCUGCCUGAGGAGAAGAUCCCUUAUGUCAACAGUCCAGGAGAGAAGUUCAGAAUCAAGCAGCUCCUCUACCAACUGCCGCCACAUGACAACGAGAUUCAUUACUGCCAGGCACUCUCUGAGGAAGAGAAGAAAGAGCUACGCAUGUUUAGUGUGCAGAGGAAGAAGGAAGCGUUGGGCCGAGGCACUGUGAAACUGCUGCCCCGAAAUCUUCUGAACAGCAUUUGUGAACAUUGUGGUGAAAGCAUCAGCAGUGGAGAAAUGGCAGUGUUUGCCUCAAGAGCGGGUCCUGAGUUGUGUUGGCACCCGGCCUGCUUUGCUUGCUCCACGUGCCGCGAGUUGCUGGUGGAUUUGAUCUACUUCUUCCACGAUGGAAAAAUCCACUGCGGACGGCACCAUGCUGAGCUACUCAAACCACGCUGCUCGGCCUGUGAUGAGAUCAUCUUUGCUGAUGAGUGCACUGAGGCAGAGGGUCGUCAUUGGCAUAUGAAGCACUUCUCCUGUUUUGAAUGCGAGACAGUCCUUGGAGGGCAGCGGUAUAUCAUGAAGGAGGGCAGACCAUACUGCUGUGGCUGCUUCGAGUCUCUCUAUGCAGAAUAUUGUGAAGCCUGUGGAGAACACAUUGGUGUUGAUCAUGCUCAGAUGACCUACGAUGGGCUACACUGGCAUGCCACUGAGGGCUGUUUCAGCUGUGUUCAGUGCAAGAGUUCUCUGAUUGGUUGCCCCUUCCUGCCUUACCAGGGUGGUAUUUACUGCUCGAAGGCCUGCACUCUAGGGGAGGACGUGCAUGCCUCUGAUUCUUCCGACUCGGCUUUCCAGUCGGCGCGCUCGCGGGAGUCCCGCAGCAGCGUGCGCUUAGGGAAGAGCAGUCGCUCAGCCGACCAGUGUAGACAGUCGCUGCUCUUCUCGCCGUCUGUCAACUAUAAGUUCCCUGGUGUGAGUGGAAAUGUAGAGGACACACUGACUAACAAGAUCACCCACAUGAACUUUUCAGAUGAGCAUUUAUGGAGGGGUCGUGGAGAAGAGACUGAGCCGCCUGAGGACCAAGAGGAGGAUUGGGCUCAACAUGAAGACUAUAUGACUCAGCUGAUAUUAAAGUUUGGUGAACACGGGGUGUUUCAGCAAAACAAGGACUGUAGACCCACGGAUUUCUGGAUAGCUGAAAAAGAUGCCAACUCAAAGCAGGAGUCACCAAAAAUUGACAGUGGUGGAAAAGCAAGGAGUGGGGUCUUGCUUAAUACAAAGUACCAAGCUGACAUGUACUGGACGCAGUCCCAGGAUGGAUUAGGGGACUCUGCUUAUGGUAGCCAUCCAGGUCCAGCAAGCAGCAGAAAAAUACAGGAGCUGGAGCUGGAUCACAGUGCUGGAGGAGGUCUCCAUGGAGAGGAACCACAAUGGUACACUGGCUCCUUGGAGUGCAUCACAGACGAAUUCAAGAAAACAGCUCAAAGCGGCCGUGACUCCAUGGAGUCAGUUGCUCUCUCCAACAUUACUGGAGCCUCGGUGUGUGGUGAUUAUAGACCUCAAGUAUAUUCUCUUCAAAGCCCCCAUGAAUUUGAGACAGAAGACUGUGAGAAAACCAGUAAUAUGGGAACCCUCAACUCCUCAAUGUUGCAUAGAAGUGCAAACUCCCUAAAAAGUCUUGAGGAGGAGGAGGAAACUGUUUCGGGAGAAGAGAAGUUACCUUUACAGGACAGACCCAAACCACACGUCCCUGCCUUGAGAAGAGCACGCUCACAUUCUAGGCCGCAGCAAGUCAAAUUCUCUGACGAUGUGAUGGACAAUGGACAUUAUGGUGAUCUUCCCUUGCGUCAACCCCCUAUGAGUGAACGGACUCGCAGGAGAGUGUACCACUUUGAGGAACACAGCCAGAACCAUCAGUCUGGUCACCAUAAUCACCAACACAGGAGACGUCGAAAUCGCAAAUCUCGCUCCGACAAUGCUCUUAAUCUCCUGCCCAAGGAGAAAGCACAAACGUGCUACAAAGUGGACCAUAGAGGUAAUGCCCUUGGACCAAAGGGACAUCAACUCUUUCAUGGACAACCCAGUUCUGCUGGCAUGUCGGACUACAGACAACACAACCCAGCUAGGGGGACGUUCUUGGGACUAUAUGGUGAUGAAGAUGACUGGUGCUCCACAUGUUCUUCCUCUUCCUCUGAUUCUGAAGAAGAGGGCUUUUUUCUGGGUCAGCCCAUACCUCAGCCCAGGCCUCACAGACGUUACUACACUGAUGACUUGACCCGACCUGUAGUGGGCAUGUCUUCUCCUCCUUUUGACCAAUGGACAAAGUCCAAAAAGAAAAAGGGCCACAAAGGGAAAAACUGUAUAAUUUCGUAGGUUUUACUGAGUUAUGAUGUGAUGCUGCCACUCACGGGUUGCUUGCUUUUAAAUGCCUUGCAGCAGUUUACAAAGGUGGCUGUGUAAGACCCAGCUCACGUCUGUGGCAUUAUAAACUACCAGUUAAGUAUUUCAGAGUUACACAUAUUUAUAAAACACAAGCUUAACGGUGUUUAUUUAACAUUGCUGGUAUGGAAUAUAAAUUAUAGUGGGAAAAUGGCUAUUUUUGUACCCUUGACACGCUUUGUAACAAAAUGGCAUUUGUAUUAGACUAUUGUCAGUUGGUACAGGGCAAUUACAUGACAAACUGCCUGUGUUCCUAGGCUUGUGUAUAAGCAUUGUGUGCAAAAAUUGUUUGACUGAGAAGUGUAUCAAUGGGUCAUUGUAUUCUAGACAAAUCGAUAUAACCUGUAUAAAUGUGCAAACUGGAAAAUACGGCCAUAGUAGGUGACUGUAAUAACAAUAACCAUAUAUAGUGUUUUCCCUUUGACACAGACACAAUAAAUGCUAAAAAAUACAAACAGA
Molecule: messenger RNA, 11570 nt
Organism: Nothobranchius furzeri (turquoise killifish)
Lineage: Eukaryota; Metazoa; Chordata; Actinopteri; Cyprinodontiformes; Nothobranchiidae
Gene: prickle1a
Product: prickle homolog 1a
Molecular function (GO): zinc ion binding
Source: RefSeq, a predicted model, not a curated record